Molecule: messenger RNA, 2180 nt
Organism: Sesamum indicum (sesame)
Lineage: Eukaryota; Viridiplantae; Streptophyta; Magnoliopsida; Lamiales; Pedaliaceae
Product: protein CLAVATA3 INSENSITIVE RECEPTOR KINASE 3
Biological process (GO): protein phosphorylation
Molecular function (GO): ATP binding; protein binding; protein kinase activity
Source: RefSeq, a predicted model, not a curated record
GGGGGGGAGAGAGAGAGAAUAUGACACUAAAUACAUGAUCUUUGUGAAUUAAAUGAUGGAAGAGUAAGACAGUCUAACUGAGGGUUGUUUCUUGCUCCCAUGUUUUCUCAAUGACCAUGUCUCUCAUUUCUUGCAACUGCCUUGUUCUGCUUCUCUUUCUUGCAUUUUUCUUCACUCUUUCACUUUCCUUUGAGGCCCGCAAUCCAGAAGUUGAAGCUCUGAUUGGUAUAAGGGAGGGUUUGGAUGAUCCUCAUGGAGCUCUGAGCAACUGGGAUGAGGACUCUGUGGACCCUUGUAGUUGGUCUAUGAUCACUUGCAAUUCUGAUAAUCUUGUUACUGCCUUAGGUGCUCCUAGUCAGGGUUUAUCAGGUUCUUUAUCUUGGAUGAUUGCAAACCUUACUAACCUCAAACAAGUAUUAUUACAGAACAACAAUAUUUCUGGUCAAAUUCCAAAAGAGAUAGGCUAUCUUCCAAACCUUCAAACAUUGGAUCUCUCCAACAACAAGUUAUCUGGUCAUAUCGCUGAGUCUUUGGGCUUCUUGAAUCAUCUGCAGUAUUUGAGGUUAAACAACAACAGCUUGAGUGGGGCUGUUCCUCUGUCUUUAGCCAGUCUCCCUCAACUUACUUUCUUGGAUUUGUCCUUCAACAAUCUUAGUGGACCUGUUCCCAAUUUUCCAGCAAAAACUUUCAACAUUUUGGGCAAUCCUCUGAUUUGUGGAAGCCACUCUAGUGAAAAAUGUUCUGAAUCAGUCCUGGCUAGUCCUCUUUCGUUCUCCGUAAAUCCAUCUUCCGGAAGAACCAAGUUAAGAAAAUUAGCAAUUGCAUUGGGAGUAAGUCUUACCUCCGUAACUAUUUUAGUCCCAGCAUUAGUCUUUCUUUUCCAGAGAAGAAACAAGAACAGGAAGCAGUCCAUUCUAAACAUUACAGAUAUUCAAGAAGAGGAUCUUAUAAGAUUAGGAAACCUGAGAAGCUUCACUUUUAAAGAGCUACAACAUGCUACAGACAACUUCAGCUCAAAGAACAUACUUGGUGCUGGGGGAUUUGGCAAUGUUUACCGGGGGAAAUUGGGAGACAGCACACUUGUUGCAGUGAAGCGACUAAAGGAUUUGACAGGAACAACAGGGAUAUCACAGUUCAGAAUGGAACUAGAGAUGAUCAGCCUCGCAGUUCACCGGAAUUUGCUUCGCAUUAUUGGCUACUGUGCCACCCCAAAUGAGAGGCUUUUGGUGUAUCCUUAUAUGUCUAAUGGCAGCGUAGCGUCGAGGCUUAGAGGAAAACCAGCUCUCGACUGGAACACCAGGAAGAGAAUUGCAAUUGGAGCAGCAAGGGGUUUACUGUAUCUGCACGAGCAAUGCGAUCCAAAGAUAAUCCACAGAGAUGUUAAGGCAGCCAAUAUCUUGUUAGACGACUACUAUGAGGCUGUUGUUGGUGACUUUGGCCUUGCAAAACUUCUUGAUCAUGCUGAAUCUCAUGUUACCACAGCUGUUCGUGGCACUGUUGGCCACAUUGCACCAGAGUACCUGUCGACUGGCCAGUCAUCUGAGAAAACUGAUGUCUUUGGAUUUGGUAUUCUCCUGCUGGAGCUCAUAACUGGAAUGAGAGCCCUUGAGUUUGGAAAGUCGGUUAACCAAAAAGGAGCCAUGCUGGAAUGGGUUAGGAAAAUACAGCAAGAAAAGAAAAUUGAAUUGUUGGUGGAUAGAGAACUGGGAAUCAACUACGACAGGAUUGAGGUUGGUGAAAUGCUGCAAGUGGCCCUACUCUGUACUCAGUACCUACCGGCCCACCGCCCCAAAAUGUCCGAGGUUGUUAGAAUGCUUGAAGGCGACGGUCUUGCUGAAAAAUGGGCAGCAUCCCAUAACUUUAUCCAUGCCGCUGCAAAUUUCUCCCGCGACAAUAGCAAGUCACACUCAAGCGUUGCACAUGACAACAAAGAUCAUGAUCACUCGAGCGUGUUUGGGACGGCAAUGACGAUGGAUGACGACUACGAUGCCCAUUGCAUGGAGCUUUCAGGUCCUAGAUAAUAAGCAAGUAGAUAACUGAAUUCUUCUUAUUGAUUACUCGAAUGGAAAAGUAGCUUUUGUGUUGAGGAAGAGAGUCGAAAUAGGCCUAAUCCUCGUAGCCGCUUUUCUGGUGUUUGAUUCUUGUACUGUACAUAACUGCAUAUCCUUUCUUUUCUGCUA